This is a messenger RNA of Eriocheir sinensis (Chinese mitten crab), 6133 nucleotides long. RefSeq names its product low-density lipoprotein receptor-related protein 4-like. The record is from RefSeq and is a predicted model, not a curated record. NCBI's taxonomy places the organism in Eukaryota, Metazoa, Arthropoda, Malacostraca, Decapoda, Varunidae. Bases 228 to 6104 code for a protein of 1958 amino acids. Gene Ontology annotation, molecular function: calcium ion binding; protein binding. The transcript is spliced from 35 exons.
UGUGUUUUGACGUUUUAUAAAGAGAUCUGUAAGGACACGAAACCUACUAACACGUUUAUUAAGCAGACAUUUAAUGACUACGUUCAUAUUCUUCCCCUUUGGUGGGCUGCAAGACUCACGGGACAUCCUUAUCGCAGAUGUCACCGCUAUUAUACACCCACGACUCCAUAACCUAACCUGUAUUGUUAACAAGAAGGCUGCUAUUGGAACAGACGAAAUCAAGCUUGAUGCCCCCCCUCUCGGCCCCCGGAAUAACAUGCUGGAUGUGGGCCGGGGAGGGCGGGGGAUGCGGGAGGACAAAGAGGAGUGCGCCUGUGCGGUGCGGGACUUUCCCGCAGAAACCCGCCGUCGCGAGAUCAGUACAGUACAGACGCGCGGUGUGGCAGUGGGCAGAGCGCGGCGCCUCUUUCUCCCUUUGCCUUCCAUUGCUGACGUCCUUGCCCUUCCCGGCUUUGUCAUGUGCAAAAAUGUGGUGCAGCGGUGACCCCUCGGCCGCACACCUUCUGGGCGUCCUGCUCCUGUUGGUGGCCGCGCUAGGCGGCGGCGUGGCGGGGAAGGAGGACUAUGGGAGAGACGCUGACGCAGAGGACGCGGCGCCGGCGGGAGGCAGCGGCGGCGGGGCGGCGGGCACCAUGUGGAUCAGCAACAAGAAGGAGGUGAAGAGGAUCCUGCGGCCGCCCAACGAUAUCCAGUGCCAGUGUGAGGAGGGCGUGCUGGCCUGCCGCGACCUGGAGGGGGAGUGUGCCUGCGUGGGCGAGGCGCUGCUGUGCGACGGCCGGUACGACUGUCCGCAGGGCGAGGACGAGCACCAUUGUAACUCGGGGGAGGCCUGCCCUAGGGGCUUCUUGUGCCCCAAGACCAACAAGUGCAUUGACAAGUCACUGGUGUGUGACUCUAUUGACGACUGUGGCGACAAGAGUGACGAGAGGUUUUGCAAUCUCCCUAAAAUCAAUGCCAACUGCUCCAAGGAUGACCAGUUCACAUGUGCUGACGGGAAGUACUGCAUCUCCAAGGUGUGGCUGUGUGAUGGUGAUGCUGACUGCCAGGACAAAUCAGAUGAGACCAACUGCUCCAGUUCAUGCCAGCCCAACCUGCACAGCUGUGGCGACGGUCACUGCAUCUCAAGUAACUGGGUAUGUGAUGGAGACCCGGACUGUGCUGAUGAGUCAGAUGAGCUGGACUGCAACAAGCUCACCGAGACCAGCUGUGGGCCGGAGCAGGUGGCAUGUGCGGUGGAGGGCCGGUGUUUGAUGCAGCACUACGCCUGCGACGGGGAGAACGACUGUGGCGACUGGUCAGACGAACAGAACUGUGGCAAUGAAACCUGCUUGGGCAAUGACUUCAAAUGUGAGUCAGGGCGCUGCAUUGAGAGGAAGUGGGUGUGUGACGGGGCCGUGGACUGCCUGCCUGAUGGGGAGGAUGAGGCCAACUGCUCCCUGCCCUUGUUGGAAUCAGGAACUGCACAGCCGAGUGAGUGCCACCCCGAGGACUCCCGGCUCUGCUCAGACCGCUGCAUCCCCAAGGAGUGGUGGUGUGAUGGGGUGAAGGACUGCAGUGAUGGCUCGGACGAGGAGAGCUGUAACUUCACCUGUCCCCCGGAACACUUCACUUGCUCCCCCACCGCUUGCAUCCCCCUCCAGCGCCGCUGUGACGGCCACCACGACUGCCUCUUUGGGGACGAUGAGAAGGACUGCCCCCAGGACUCCGAGUGCCCUGGCCUGCAGUGUGGCAGCAACAUCUGCAACCCAGCCAAGCACCUCUGCCUCUGUCCUCCCGGCCACACCCUCGCCGCAGACAACACCACGUGCGAGGACGUGGACGAGUGUUCGGUGUUCAGGCCGUGCUCGCAGGCGUGUGAGAACUUGCCGGGGAGCUUCAACUGUUCCUGCAUCGCCGGGUACUUCAUGCUGCGGCCCGACCACCUCACCUGCAAGGCCUCCCAGCCCCCCGCCUACCUUAUCUUCUCCAACCGAGCUGAGAUUAGACUGAUCAGCCUGAACCGUUCCAACUACUCCAGCAUCGCCCAGGGGCUGCAAAACGCCAUCUCCAUCGACUACCACUAUGAACGCCGCCUCAUCUACUGGUCCGAUGUCACCCUGGACGUCAUCAUGAGGGCUUAUAUGAAUGGCACGGGGGAAAAAGCCAUCGUGCGGUGGGGCCUACGCAUGCCCAGCGGGGUCUCGGUGGACUGGAUCAACGACCACGUGUAUUGGCUCGACGGCAUCACCAUGAGGAUCGAAGUCGCUAAUCUGGACGGGUCCUCCCGCCGGCCGCUCAUCUGGACCAACCUGCAGAAGCCCCGCGGCCUGCUGGUGCACCCCCACAAGAAUCUCCUCAUCUGGACCGACUGGGGCUCCAACCCACGGAUAGAACGAGCCUUCCUGGAUGGGUCGGGGCGGCAGGUGGUGAUCGGCGAGGGUCUGCACUGGCCCAACGGCAUCACCAUCGACUACCCGACGGAGACGCUGUACUGGGUGGACGCCAAGGAGCAUGUGAUUGAGGCGGUGCACACUGACGGCAGCAACAGGAGAAUGAUCCUGGAGGGGCUGCGUCACCCCUUCGCCAUUACCAUCUUCGAGGACACACUCUACUGGACAGACUGGAUCACGCGCUCCAUCGAGAAGGUGGACAAGAGGAACGGCCAGGGCCAUUCCACGCUGCAGGGCCGCCUCUCCUUCCCCAUGGACAUACGCAGCCUGCACCCAACCCGCCAGCCCGGUAUCCUGCAGUCCGAGAGGCACGGCUGCAGCUUGAGGAAUGGCGACUGCUCCCACCUGUGCCUCUCCUCCAGGGACUCCUACUCCUGCUACUGUCCCCACGGCCUCAUUCUCCUCCCAGACCACAGGACCUGCAGUGAGCGACCGGACCGAACGCUAAUCUUUGCCCAGCGGAAGAACCUGCGGAUGAUCUCACUGCAGGACAUCCUGGAGACCAACACCUCCACCUCCUCCCUUUCCUCCUCCACCAAUACCUCUGAUAUGGCCCAGAUGAGGAUAGACACGGUGGUCCCAGUGAACAAUGUACAGGCACCUGUGGCUCUAGAUCCCUACACUGAGGAGGACAUGAUCUUCUGGACGGACAUCAAGGCCAAGACCAUCAGCCGGGCACACCUCAACGGCUCCCGCCACAUCACCGUCGUGCGGGAUGGCCUGGAGAUGCCGGCCGGUGUGGCGGUGGACUGGGUGGGCCACAAGCUGUACUGGACGGACGGCGGCACCAGUCGUAUUGAGGUGGCCAAUCUUGAAGGGUCCAUGCGCUGCCUCCUCAUCUGGCGCAGCCUGGACAAACCUCGGGACAUUGUGGUGGACCCAAGAGCUCGCCUCAUGUUCUGGACCGACUGGGGGAAGCGCGCCAAGAUAGAACGCGCUGGCAUGGAUGGGGAGGCGCGGCGAGUCUUGGUGGACACAAACCUGAAGUGGCCCAACGGACUGGCCAUCGAUCACGCCCGGCAGCUCCUGUACUGGCUGGACGCAUCUACCAAGUCUAUUGAGAUGGCGGCCCUGGAUGGCAGCCAGAGGAAGGCGCUCAUAUCGGGGGAGCUGGAACACCCCUUCGGCCUGGCACUGUGGAGGGACUUGGUCUUCUGGACGGACUGGAACGCCAAGAGCAUGUACAUGGCAGACAAGAGGACCGGCGCCAACAGACAGACCAUUGUGAAGGGCCUCAAGGACAUGAUGGAGGUGAAAGUGUUUGAGCGCUCGCAGCCGUCCAGCCCAAACCCCUGUGCGGAGAUCAACGGCGGCUGCUCCCACCUCUGCCUGCUCAGCCCCUUCGGCCUGGGCCGCCGCUGUGCCUGUCCCACUGGCAUCAAGCUGAAGCCCGACCGCCUCAACUGCUAUGAUGGGCCAGAGAGGGCGCUGCUGUUUGCCAGGCGCGAGGAUGUGCGUCUCGUCUCCCUGGACACCCCUUACCACGUGGACGUCAUCCUGCCGCUCCAGGGACUCCAGCACGCCGUGGCCCUCGAUAUUGAUGCCAUGACAGGGGACAUCUUCCUCUCAGACAGCGCUGCCGCCAUCAUCUUCCGGGUGUCCCACAAAGGCCAUCUGGCAACCCCGGUGGUGACGGCCGCCAUCCUCACCGUGGAGGGCCUAGCCGUGGACGCUACUGGCAGGAAGCUGUACUGGACAGACCUUCACAUGCACUCGGUGGAGGUGAGUGAGCUGGACGGGAGCAACAGGCUGGUGCUCUUCACGGGCCUGAGGCGACCCCGGGCCAUCACCACCCACUACCCCAGCGGCCGUCUCUUCUGGACAGACUGGGAUGAGAAGUACCCGACCAUCGAGGCUGCGGACAUGGAUGGAAACAAUAGAGUGGUGCUGGUGGACACAGAUGUGGUGUGGCCCAACGGACUGACUGUGGACUGGGAGGACCUGGAGCUGUACUGGACAGAUGCGAGCACCAAUGUCAUCGGGGCCAUUGGACUGGACGGCUACAACAGGCGCACCGUCAUCGCAGGGCUCCCGCAUCCCUAUGGCGUGAGCAUUCUGGGGCGCUGGCUCUACUGGACCGACUGGGAGACCAAAUCCCUCAACCGAACCCUCAAGGCGACUGGCCGCUCCACCAGCACCAUCAGGGAGGGGCUGGCGGGCCUCAUGGACGUCAAGGCUCUUCCUGGACCCCCGGUGGUGUACGACGUCUGCGAGGAGAACAACGGCGGCUGCUCCCACCUGUGUCUUCGCCACCCCAGAGGUUACUCCUGCGCUUGUCCCACCGGGCUCAGGAUGGUGGAGGGCAACUCCUCAAUCUGCAUGGAAGAGCCGGACAUCUACUUGAUCUACGCCGCCAAGGGGACUAUAGGGCGCAUCUCCCUUGAUAUCAAGCCGCUGUGGGAGGUUCCUCUGCCCAUACCAGCUGUCACGCGCCCCAUCUCCAUCAACGUCCACUAUGAGCAGAACCUUCUCUUCUACACGGAGGCGAAUCUGCAGGUCAUAAGGGUUGUGUCGCUCAAGAACAUGUCCUACCCCUGGUCGAUCCUCUCACCUGGCUACUCAACACCGAACGGCCUGGCGGUGGACUGGGUGGCCAACAACAUCUACUGGACCGACUCCAUACGCAAGGUGCUGGAGGUGGCGCGACUCGACGGCUCCUCGACCAAAGUGGUCAUCAACAACAACCUCAAAUCACCACGUGCCAUUGCAGUGUUCCCCGGCGAAGGUCUGCUCUUCUGGACUGACUGGGGCAGGCCGUCAAAAAUCGAGCGUUCUUACCUUGACGGCUCGGAUCGGAGGAGCAUCAUAGACCGCAAGAGUGGCUGGCCGAACGGACUCACCAUUGACUACCAGAUGAAGAGGAUUUUCUGGAACGACGCAAAGGUUGAAACCAUCGACUCCUCCGACCUGAAUGGGGAGAACGUUGUGACUCUGAUCCGAGAAGUUCCACAUCCCUUUGGCCUGACAUUGCUCGGUGACCACAUCUACUGGAGCAACUGGGAGAAGACAACCAUUGAGAGGGCCGACAAGACCUCUGGCCAGAACAGGAAGAUGGUGAGGAGCAGAAUUGAGGGCAUCAUGGAGGUGAAGGCCGUGGAAGCCAACUCACAGCCUGGUUGGAACCCCUGUGGUGACCGUAAUGGCGGCUGCACACACCUCUGCUUCUUCCUGCCCUCCGGCCGCCGCUGUGCCUGUCCCGACAUUCUGGACGGCCGCGGGUGUUCAGACCGUCCAAUGUUCAAGGUCAAUCUCACAAGGAAGAGCGGGGGUGUCUGGAGCAAGGGCACGGAACCGCCUGGCAUUCGUCCCUGGGACCAAGACAACGCCCCGGGAAUGGUGCCGCUACUGGGCGUGCUGGUGCUGGUGCUGAUCCUGUCAGUGCUGAGCAUGAUGGCGGUGGUAGCCUGGUGGAAGUUCAAACGCGAGAGCAAGAAUGUGAAUGAGCCCAAGGGAGGUGCCCUCACCUACACCAACCCCACCUACAGCGCCUCAAACUCAGACGUCAACACCGACCGCAAGCCCUUCACCUGGCGGCGCCUCCACAGCGAUAAUGUGCACCAGGUGCGCAUGUUUGAGGAGAAAGGUGAGGUGGCAGCGCUGAUCAGUGAGGGCAGCAGCGUGGAGCACGAGUCCCCGCCCCCCACCCCUCCCACACGCCCGGAGCCAGCCACAUAAUGCCCCUACCCACCACCACCACAGCCCCA